Molecule: messenger RNA, 840 nt
Organism: Sabethes cyaneus
Lineage: Eukaryota; Metazoa; Arthropoda; Insecta; Diptera; Culicidae
Exons: 2
Coding region: 1-840 (279 amino acids)
Source: RefSeq, a predicted model, not a curated record
AUGAAGUUUUUCGCAUUCUGUCUGCUUUUGGGUGCUGUUUCAGCCGAAGCACCAUUUUCGGGCUACGCACCGUCUGGAUGGCGCCCUCAAGGUGCUCAAUUCCGGUUACCAACGGAAUAUGGAGCCCCCGUGGUUCAACAAGCGGUAGACGUUGAGGUUACUAAGGAAAACAUAGCUUAUGCAGGCCAACUCGUUGAAACGACUACUGAGCAAAAUUUACCUAACGAAUAUCUACCUCCAACAACCACCGUUCAGCCGGAACUUGAUCCAAUUCGUGUCCAAGGGCUUCCUGAUAAUCAGUUCAAAAGCUUUCAGCAGACUAAUACUCAACAAGGAGUGCGAGCUAAUCUCCAAGGAAGGUUUAAUCCAGCUGUUAAAUCAUCCCAAGUUCAGCAACCUCAACCAAUUUUUCCUCUAAACGGUCAGCUGCGUGUCCUUCCGGCGAAUAAUUUCGUUUUUGGCCGACAACAAAAAGUUGAGUCGCCUGCGCAAACCUAUGGAGUUCCAGAUGCUGGUAGUGACGAACCGGAAACAUCCGAACAACCUGAAGAAACACAACCCACUGAACAACCGGAUACGGAUGAAGAUGACAAUCAAAGCGAUUCUAACCCGGAUAACGAUCGACCAGUUAUUGCCGUUUCUAAUGCCUUUUCCGGUCAGUAUUAUAUCCUCGGCCAAGACAACAAUUUACAAAGGGUAGUAUAUUCGACCUCACAAUCCGAAGACGAUCGUCGCCAGAUGGGUUUCAGUGCGCAGCUACGCUACUCACCAGUGGAACCAAUAAAAGGACCUGUUUACGCGUAUAACCAACAAGGUCAACUGAUAAGGAUCUACAAGUAA